UGAUCAACAUUGUAAUAUUUUACAAAAUGUCUCACAAUUCGAAAAGUUAAGAGCUUUGCCUAGGUUCACAUGGCUAAAUAAUGGCAUGGCCAAUAUUCAUAUCUGGAUUUUAGAUGCAAAAAAAAAAAAUGAUGCUGUUUCUCCAUUAUUACCAAGGAAGAAUACAGUGGCAUCAGACUCAAGGUGUUUCCAUUUCCUACUAGAAACUUUCCUGCAAAAGACAGCUUAAGAGCUGAGCAGUUGGCUUCACAAGAAUAUGGCGCGGUGGAACAGUUUCACUGACCAGCAGGAGGACAUUGAUAGCUAUUCCGAAUCUGUGAAGUUUGAUGCUCGUGCCAUGACAACCUUGCUUCCUCCAAAUCCUAAAAAUGGUCCUCCACUUCAAGAAAAACUGAAAUCCUUCAAAGCUGCACUGAUUGCCCUGUAUCUCCUGGUGUUUGCGGUUCUCAUCCCCGUCAUCGCCAUACUGGCAGCUCAACUCCUGAGAUGGGAAAUGAAGAAUUGCACAGUUGGUUCAAUUAAUGCAGAUGGUAUCUCUUCUACUCUCAUGGGAAAAGGAAAUGACAGUGAAGAUGAAAUGAAGUUUCAACAAAUUGUUAUGGAACACAUUAACAACAUGGAGAAAAGAAUUCAAUAUAUCUCAGAUACUGAAGAAAAUCUCAUAGAUUUAGAGCAUUUUCAAAAUUUCAGUGCGACAACUGAUCAAAGGCUUAAUGAUGUUCUUUUCCAACUAAGUACCUUGGUUUCCUCAGUCCAGGGACAUGGGAAGGCGAUAGAUGAAAUCUCUAGUUCCUUAAUAAAUCUGAAUAUGACACUGCUUAAUUUGCACCUCUACACAGAAACACUGAAUGGCAAAAUCCAAGAGAUUGCACAUGAAGAACAAGAGGAAAUCAGCAAAUUAAAGGAGCGUGUGCACAAUGCAUCAGCAGAAAUUAUGUCUGUGAAACAAGAACAAGCUCGUUUGGAACAGGAAAUAAAAGGAGAAGUGAAAGUACUAAAUAACAUCACUAAUGAUCUCAGACUGAAGGAUUGGGAACAUUCACAGACAUUGAGAAAUAUCACUUUAAUUCAAGGCCCUCCUGGACCCCCAGGUGAGAAAGGAGACAGAGGCCCCAUUGGACAGAGUGGCCCACCAGGCGUUCCAGGUCCAGUAGGUCCCCCAGGCCUGAAAGGUGAUCGAGGAGCGGUUGGCUUUCCUGGAAGUCGUGGGUAUCCAGGACAGUCAGGGAAGACUGGGAGGACAGGAAAUCCUGGACAAAAAGGCCAGAAGGGGGAAAAGGGCAGUGGAAGCGUCCAAAGACCAAGUUCAACAGGCUGAUCGAAUUAGGGCAGGACCCUUUUAAGAUCAGAUGGCUUGGGCAGGACACCUGCUGCAUCUCAUUAAAAGACCUAUCAACUCUGGACAAGUCAUCAGCACAACUGAAUUCCAAGAUAUUCCUUGUGACUCCAAACAACCUUGAUGCCUGUGUCCAGCCUGCUUCCACACGACCUCCUCUCCUGGUCCUUGGUGCUGCUUGGACCUCUGCUGCCAUGUUCACACCACUUCACGCUCUAGGUCCCCACCCUGGUUACUCUAUUCUAGCUGGGAUGAGUCCCAUGCACUGACAGGUAGGCCCUCCAACCAGCCCUGUGAUAUGUUGCUGAUACUGGGGGCUCUCCAUACCCACUCACCUAGAUUUUUCCUGAACCUAAAAUUUAAUAGAUUGGGUUCUAUGAGAAACCUCUUAUAUGCUGAUUAUAUGUGGUCUCUUUACGUUUGAUACAUUAUUCUCAAGCAGGUAUAAGGAAGACAUAAAAUAAAAUGCAUCUAUGAAAUCAUUCAUGCACUCAUUAUUUUAGUAUAUGUCCUUUACUUGUGGAGCUGAGCAUAACAGCUGGGAAGGUAGAUAUGUCUUCUGGACUUAGAGCCAGUUGUCUCUGGGAGACAUGGCCAAAUCAACAGGAAACUAUGACAUGUCCAGGUUAAUACUGGGCAUAGACCAGGCAUGUAAUGGUUUUAAAAAAGUUAAUGACUUUUUGUUCCUUAUAAUGUUUUUCAAACAUUUGAUUUUUGACUAUUUACCUUCCUGUCUUGACAGUCCCCAAAUUACAGCGCAUUCUUUCCCCAAGUUUUAAAGUGAAGUAAAGUGGCUCUUGGAUAAUGUACUCAACAUAAAACUUUCCUUUUAUUUUCUGCCACUUUCCCCCAAAAUAAUUUGAUCAAGAAAAAGCAGUGCUGACAAUUUUUUUUUCCUAAACACCAUUCCAUAUUUUAUGGUUUAAGUGACCAGCAUAGAUCCUGGAGGAAAAGGAAUAUUUCUAGGGAGCUGGAAAUACUCUGUGUAGGUUUAAAAAAGUGAAGAAAAUGAGGCUGGAAAAAAGUCAGGAAAAGUUAGACAAAAAUGGCAUAAGAAAAAUGUAAGAUGCCAUGUCAUUUUUCAGUGUCUGUGGGUUGAUUCGCAGAAGCCAUUUUGACAAGUGCCCUUUCCAUCACAUCACUGCCGGGUCACACCAUUCAGAUUCUAGCAGAGUUCUGAGCAGUGUACCCAUGCCCAGCUCACCAUUUCCAUUCCCUGCCUUGCAUUAAAAAAGCAGGGAGGGGGCGAGGAUGUUGUAACACCUACCUCACAGGGUUGUUGUGGGGAUCAAAUAAGAUGUGUGUGAGAAGAGACUCUGUAAAAUCAUAAAAUGCUUUAA
Molecule: messenger RNA, 2676 nt
Organism: Ochotona curzoniae (black-lipped pika)
Lineage: Eukaryota; Metazoa; Chordata; Mammalia; Lagomorpha; Ochotonidae
Gene: MSR1
Product: macrophage scavenger receptor 1
Exons: 9
Coding region: 257-1318 (353 amino acids)
Biological process (GO): receptor-mediated endocytosis
Cellular component (GO): membrane
Molecular function (GO): scavenger receptor activity
Source: RefSeq, a predicted model, not a curated record